AUGCCGGCCCCUUGGUUGCUGCUCGUCUUGGGUUUGACCCUGACCGGUGUACCUGGCGGCCGCGCCCAGCCCGAGGUGGCCCAGAAGGAGGCGGCCACGGCAGCCGAGCACCCGGGCCUGUAUGACGUCCUGCGCCAGGCGGAGCGCCUCCUCCUCCUCCGGGAAGACCUCCAGCGGCUGCGAGCCGACCAGGGCGAGCCCGAUGCAGGUAAGACCCUUCACCUUGACUGGCUCUCCAAGCGUCAGCAUCCAGGCAAAAGGGAGAAAGAGGCAGAAGAGGGAGUUGAAAAGGAGGAGGAGGAGGAAGAAAGGGAGAUCGUGGGACCCCAAAAACGGCAGCACCCUGGCCGGCGGGAGGACGAGGCUUCAUGGUCAGUCGAUGUAACCCAACACAAGCGGCAGCACCCUGGCCGGCGCUCCCCCUGGCUUGAGUACGCUAUCACCAAGAGGCAACACCCAGGCAGAGGGCUGGUGGAUCCCAAGGCCCAGAGGAGCUGGGAAGAGGAAGAGGACGAGGGAGAGCUGAUGCCUGAGAAACACCAGCAUCAGGGCAAGGGGGCCUUGGAAGGCCCAUGUGGGCCCUGGGGAGCCUGUGACCAAGCGACCUUCCUGCUCCGGCUCCUGGGUGACCUAAGCAGGGGCCAGGGAGCCAAGGAGAAGCGGCAGCACCCUGGGAGGCGGGCAGCCUGGGCCAGGGAACCCGUAGAGGAGUAA
Trichechus manatus latirostris (Florida manatee) is the source of this 714-nucleotide messenger RNA. It is a transcript of the gene TRH, whose product is annotated as thyrotropin releasing hormone. Gene Ontology annotation, cellular component: secretory granule; extracellular region. The transcript is spliced from 2 exons. Gene Ontology annotation, biological process: positive regulation of gamma-aminobutyric acid secretion; positive regulation of insulin secretion; negative regulation of glutamate secretion. The record is from RefSeq and is a predicted model, not a curated record. Gene Ontology annotation, molecular function: thyrotropin-releasing hormone activity. Bases 1 to 714 code for a protein of 237 amino acids. Lineage: Eukaryota; Metazoa; Chordata; Mammalia; Sirenia; Trichechidae.